UUUUUGCAGCAUCUCACAAAACAUCCAUUUUCCCCGUUUGCCUAAAACAGCUUGCCUCACUAUUUCAUUGGAGUUCCCGCUUCUCCACCUAUUAACCUAUAUUUUUGUCCUAUACUUUCACCAGACCUUUACAGGUUGUCUCAUCAGUCCUCAAUCCAUACCUUUUCACUUCACUUUCAUCCUCAAUUUUUCACCCCCCUUCUUUGAUAAUCUCUAUAUUUUCUCUCUGUUGACAUUUUAUAUCUGUUUUUUUAGCUAUAUUUUUCUUUACUUCGUCUGCCAAUUCCAUGUCUCAUUCCUCCAUUUCUAUAUUGUCUCAUAUGACGGUCUUUGGGCCACUCUGUGCACGUGGUUAGGUCCAGCCAGCACCAUUACGUCUCAAGGCAAGGAAAUCUUUUUCACGCUGGCUGCCUCCUGGCUGAGCUGCCGAAAACAUACCAUUGGGGCUGCUGUCGGUGUAGCCAUGGUUCUGGUGCUAUUGGUCGCCAUUCCCCUCUUGGUUCACAACACAAAAUCAGGAAGUCUCGGUAGUGGCACCCACUAUGAAAUGUUGGGGAGUUGCAAGAUGGUGUGUGAUCGAUACACAGUGACACAGAACAGCCAGGAACUUGCUGCAGUCUCCCCAGCACCAGAUUUCAUAGGCCGAAGGGGGAAGCAAGGAUUUCGUGGACCUCCAGGCCUCCCUGGCCCAGCCGGGCCCCCUGGAGAACCAGGCAAGCCCGGCCCACCUGGACUCCCAGGACCUGGCCCCGGUGGCUACACGCAUACUUACAGUCCAAAGAUCGCCUUCUAUGCUGGUCUGAGGAAGCAACAUGAAGGCAGUGAGGUGCUUAAGUUUGAUGAUGUAGUCACCAAUGUGGGCAAUUACUAUGAACCCACAACCGGAAAGUUCACCUGUCCCCUGCCUGGCACCUAUUACUUCACUUACCACGUUCUGAUGAGAGGAGGGGAUGGAACCAGCAUGUGGGCCGACUUGAAGAAGAAUGGACAGGUGAGAGCCAGUGCCAUCGCUCAGGAUGCAGACCAGAACUAUGACUACGCCUCCAACAGUGUGAUCCUGCACCUGGACGUGGGCGACGAAGUGUGCGUGCAACUGGAUGGGGGCAAGGUCCAUGGGGGAAAUGCCAACAAAUACAGCACCUUCUCCGGAUUCCUCAUUUACCCUGACUGAGCCCAUCCCCUUUACCAAAGUGAGCUACAUACUGUAGAGACUGCUGGACGCUCAGAUCUGCAAGUAACACGCUGCAUACCACAUACCCAUCUCACAUCAACACACAAUUAAGGCUUAAAAAACCAUGCCCAGAUAACCUGGAAUAUUACAGUCAGGACAUGAUCCUCAUAAUUUGAGUGUGCAAACUUCUGUAAAUAUAAUCUUAUACAAACCUGCACAUACAUUUAGAGAUCAAUUGUCAUUGUUGACACACAACAAUGAAAUGCCUCCUCUGCAUUUAACCCAUAUGUGACAUUGUGACACUUAUCAACCAUAUCUCAUACUACACAGAUAUAUAGAUGCACCACUGACAGAGUGAUUAGUUUAGGUCUCGCUUGGGCAAAUAGUUUGAUUUGGGUACAGAAAAUGGAUGGAUGGAUGAAUGGAUUGAGUGACUUCUUUGGCUGCCAGUGUGGAAUUGUAAAUAUGGCAGGAAAACUGGGGCCAUUGGUAUUCUAAUUGAAGAUUAGGCUCAUUCCAGACAGCUUGCAACUUGGGAUGGAUUUCCAAUAUGUCUAAUGACACUGCCCAAGAAAAAUAAUGAAUUUAUUGAUUGUAUCAACAAAUUCACUUCAACCAACAAUUUAACUCAAUAAAAUAUUUUACUAUAUAUGUAUAGUUAUGAUACUUUGAGAUAAGAGGAGAUUUUAAUAAUAAUUACAAUAUUCAUGACAGAUAUCGAAACGUACCCAUGUAAAGAAUUACUUUUGCUCUCAGAAUUCUCAAGCAGCCCAAAAUUGUAUAACCGCUGCAUAAUUA
This is a messenger RNA of Brienomyrus brachyistius, 1969 nucleotides long. Its product is annotated as complement C1q-like protein 4. The record is from RefSeq and is a predicted model, not a curated record. The transcript is spliced from 2 exons. Lineage: Eukaryota; Metazoa; Chordata; Actinopteri; Osteoglossiformes; Mormyridae. Bases 464 to 1171 code for a protein of 235 amino acids. Gene Ontology annotation, molecular function: protein binding.